GACAAACGAAAAGGUCAACAACCAGUCAAGUUGUUGUGGAUAACCUUGUCAAGGCGGAUAAGAUCUCACGAUGUCAUUGCUGCUUCGCACGGUUGGCAGGCAGUGCCUGUUAAGGUACCAAUCACCUCUCAUCAGAAGAAUAAUGCCAAUGUCAUCAUCAGCUUACAAUGACAUGAAGGAUUUCUGGGAGAAAAACAACCGCCUGCAGAGACCAUUAUCCCCCCAUCUAUCCAUAUAUAAGCCACAAUUGACUUCCAUGCUGUCACUUGCCCAUCGUGCUACAGGCAUUGCAAUGGCUAUAAGUGUGUCAGCAGCCUCAAUCGCCUUGCUGGCUAUACCAGGUGACUUCACCCACUGCAUUCAGGUGAUCAAGGACCUUCAGCUUCACCCCUAUAUUCUGUACUCCGCCAAGUCCAUCAUGGCCUGGCCCCUAGUCUACCAUUACAUCAAUGGUAUUAGGCAUCUGAGCUGGGAUGCUGGUAAAGGAUUCAGCAUGAAUGCCACCUACAAAUCCGGCUAUUUUGUUCUCCUGCUCUCCUUCAUUGUCACAGAUGUGUUUGUGUUUGCCUGGCCACUCUGGUAAAACUCAAGAACCAAUAGUUGAGGAAGAAGCAUAAAUCACUGGCUUAAUGGAAGCAGAAUAGAUGCAGUUAAUGCCCUUGACUCGCCCUCUGCUCUGGAGGAGAAUUUACGCUCUGUCUGUUAAAUGUGAAAGCAAGUUGACUUGAUACACAGCUUCGGAAGAGUGUGGAAACUUUUGGGGGAAUUGUAAACAUUAGCAUGUUUAGUUAUAAAAGAUUUAUAUUUAAUAUAUUCCUCUGUGUUAAGGCUUUAGAUCAUGAUAUACAUAAACAGACACCCUGUAAACCACAGUUGGAUUCCUGGGGCCAUGUUAACGAAACCUUCAUGGUUUGUAUAAGAUCCAUGACAGCACAUAGUGAAGACAUGUCACCAUGGUAAAUGCUUUUGAUGCAAUGUCAUGAUUGCUGUGAAAAGUGGCCUUCUGACAAGCUGGCAAGAUGUUGGUUUGAGCAAAACAAUUGGACCUGUGCUCUGAACCAGAGCCUGUCAGGUAUAUGUACAAGCAUAUGAGAUGUGAACACAACUGGUAGGCCUUUAGGCAUAUUUGAUAGACUCUAGCUCUGGGCCUGGUCAGAACAUGUCCCCUCAAGCUGGCAACUUCCCCACCAUUUUCCAGUGUUGAUGUUUUUUUUACAUAUCUUGAAAUAUAAUUCUACCUGAACCUUUCAAAUUCAUGUCUGAGGACUUCUUCAGUAGUUAAAAGCUUGUAUGUAUAUAAAACUGAGACUCUAAAUACAAGGUUUUGUUUACAAGAUAUUUUUCAAUAUUGAUAGAGAGGGCAGAAAAAAUUUUCCUCAGUUUUCCCCUUUCAGAAGAACACAUGUUCAUGGUGAAUAAAAUAAACACUU
This is a messenger RNA of Liolophura sinensis, 1430 nucleotides long. Its product is annotated as succinate dehydrogenase cytochrome b560 subunit, mitochondrial-like. Gene Ontology annotation, biological process: tricarboxylic acid cycle; mitochondrial electron transport, succinate to ubiquinone. NCBI's taxonomy places the organism in Eukaryota, Metazoa, Mollusca, Polyplacophora, Chitonida, Chitonidae. Gene Ontology annotation, cellular component: membrane; respiratory chain complex II (succinate dehydrogenase). Bases 71 to 583 code for a protein of 170 amino acids. The transcript has 6 exons. The record is from RefSeq and is a predicted model, not a curated record. Gene Ontology annotation, molecular function: electron transfer activity.